Theileria parva strain Muguga is the source of this 3305-nucleotide messenger RNA. RefSeq names its product AAA domain protein (gene SMC5). Bases 1 to 3279 code for a protein of 1092 amino acids. The record is from RefSeq and is a predicted model, not a curated record. Gene Ontology annotation, molecular function: ATP hydrolysis activity; ATP binding. Gene Ontology annotation, cellular component: Smc5-Smc6 complex. Gene Ontology annotation, biological process: double-strand break repair via homologous recombination. Lineage: Eukaryota; Apicomplexa; Aconoidasida; Piroplasmida; Theileriidae. The transcript is spliced from 2 exons.
AUGAGAAAUGGGUCCAUUCGUUACAUUUCAAUGGAAAAUUGGAUGGCCUAUACAGGCCCUGUGGUUGUUCAUUCGAGUCCAGGAGUUAACAUCAUCGCCGCAUCUAACGGAUCUGGAAAAAGCGCUAUAGUCUGUGCAAUAGCACUUUCAUUAGGCUUUGAUUUAUCAAUUUUGUCAAGAGCUGAUAGUAUAACUUCAUUCGUCAAAAGAGGGUGCCUGAACGCCAUACUCAAGGUCGGAUUAGCAGAUGAUGAAUCUAAUGAAGAGACGCUUCACAUUGAAAGAAGGAUAUUUUUAACACCACUUUCACUAAAUGAAACUUCAAAAUCUGCCAAAACUAACUCAUCUAAUCAGGAUAAAGAAAAGAAACAAAAAUUUAGUGUUAAAAAUGAAUGGUACCUGAACGGAGAAUCUAGCACAUUAAUCAAUAUAAAAUCACAUCAUAAGAGAUUGAACAUACAGUUGGACAAUUUACUUACAUUUCUAGCACAGGCAAAUGUCGGCAAAUUUGCAGCAAUGACGCAACAACAGCUGUUCAGAUCAACAUUAGAAGCUAUUAAUUUUAAGUUGGUAGAUGAGCUAGAUUACUUGGUUGAUUUAUCUCAAAAGUUAAAGUCAAAGGCGUUUGAGUCUAAACUAUUGCAGGAACAACUUAAUGCAUCUAACCAGAAGUUAUCGGAGCUUAAGAUAAUGAGCGAUACACUGAUGAAGAUUAAAGAUGCAACUCUGUAUAUGAACAUUGUAAAGUUGAAGCUUAAUCAAUCUAAACUGAGUAACAUAAAAAAGGCAAAUGAAACGACCAGACGAAGAAUAGGAGAUACUAACAACGACAUAUACUCACGUGAAAUUAAGUAUAAGAAACUUCAAGCUAAGUACGAAAAGAUACAGAGUUCAACAAGAAGUCUGCUAGAACUAGCUAAGAAUAAUAUUGAGAAGGUCAAUCAAAUAUUCCAAGCUGACAAUUGCAGUAUGACUGCUAACAAUAUGAAUGAUAGUGGACUAAAUGAGCCAGUGCAAAAGGCAUUUUACGACUCGCUGACAAUGAUUAAUUCAUUCUCAAAUGAAGUUCAAAGAUUUGAAUCUACACGGCAAAUUUCUGAAGACAGUGAACAAAGCCUACGAGAGAAAAUAGAAUCGUUGGACGAAGAAAUCAAUUCACUGAAAUCUAAACUGUCCAAUGAUGAUGAAUUAGUGAGUUCAAUAGCGGCGAACAAAAUCAAGGAAGACUCAAUUAGGUAUAACUUAAGGAAAUUUCAAUCGAAAAGAGACUAUGACCCAAGGGCAUUACAGUAUGAAGCACUCUUGAAGAAUUUGUCAUAUACUAAGAGGGAUAUGAUUAUUAGGUACAACAGGUUUUGCGAAGCCAAAUCAAUAGAGCCAAAAAAGUUCAUAGUUAACGACAUAAAGGUCUCAGGAAAACUAAACUGUGCAAUAGUGGAGAAUCUCAUUUGGAGUUACCUAGACUGCGUCCUAUUACACAGUUCUGAAGUCGAUGAUAACCUUAAGUUAAUCAAGGAUUUUAAACUACCAACAGUGACUGCACCAGAGAAGAAUAAUGUUAUGUGUCAAGUAACGGAGAAAAUGAAGUCAUAUGGAGUAGUAAGGUUUGUUCACGAGCUAAUCAAUGCAUCUGAGCCAACCAUUCAAGUCUUAUCAAGUCUGUGUGACAUCAACGAAGCGUUCAUAAUUGAUGAAAAGUUGUAUAAUAGGGUGUUUUUAGCAGAUAAAAAUAAGGCAAAUUCAGAAAAUCUUUUCUCGGAGUUUUACAAAACAAUGUUAGAGGAGAUUAGUCGUCAGACAGGUGCGAGAGUAAGUGAAAUCAAGUAUUUUGUUGGGAAUAAGAAACACAUUCACAAACAUUUCUACAAGUCCAAUUACUUUAUGGAUACGGAAAUGGAAAUUUCUAAGGAUCCUAGGGUGAUAGUAGAUUUCGGAAACUACGGAAAUGACUCUAGAAAUGAAGAAAUGGUGAGACUUGAAAAUGAACUAGAUGAGGUAAGAAGUAUUCUGUAUGACCUGAAUAAGAAACUUAAGGAACAAAACGAGCUUAAUGGUAAUGUUACCAGAAAGAUUUAUGGUUUUACCAGACAAAAAAUAUCAUUAGAAAGAUCAUUGAAAGCCAUAAUUACAAGUGAUAACCAGAGUCUGUCAGGAAGGAAUUGGAAGCAAGAUUUGCAGAAGUUGAAAAAGAAAAGGUUAAAUCAAAUUACCAAAUCUAUUAUCAGCACAGCAAACACAUUGAAGAUAAGAAUACAAAAUGCUGGUGAAGUGAGGAAUAUUCUGAUAGAGGCAGGUGAAUCAUAUGACGAAUACUGUUCAAAAGUGGUUAACAACGAUGAAAUGAACAAAAACCUAGAAAAUUCAAGGAAGGAACUAGAUGAUCUUAAGUCAACCCUAAGUCUUUUACAAAACACGUUUGAAGAACAGAAAGAAAUGAUUGAACGUUAUAAGAGUACCAUAAAUGAAGUAAAAGAAUCCAUAAAGAAUGCAGAACAGUUAUUUGACUCUGAUUUGUUUGAAGAGUCCACUAAUAACUUCAAUGACGUGAAGAAACAGUUUGAGAACAAGUUGACCAACUUAACAGAUUCUGAACUAGAGAAGGAACUAAUUAAGGCAGAAGAGCAGGUUAAAAAAUUGGAAACUGAUGAUUUUGAGGAGAUUCAGCUUGUUAAGAUGAUCCAAGACGAAAGAACUCAGAAGGAUAAGAUUAAACAGAGCCUGUACGAAAACAGAAUUGAAGUCUCAAACUCGAAUGUGCAAAUGAAUGAAAGAUAUGCAUUAUGGGAGUCGAGUGUAAAACAAUUAGUUGAAGAAAUCGAUUAUAAGUUUGGACAGUAUAUGAUGUAUAUAGGAGAUGGAUCGGGAGGUCAAGUCAGACUAGAUGUAGAUAUGGAUAAUAUCAAAGAAGCUAAGAUGAGAAUUUUAGUAAAAUUUGAUAGAGAAAAGGAUCUUCUACCUCUCACAACAUCAUAUCAGUCAGGAGGAGAAAGAGGAGUAACGACAAUGGUAUACAUUCUUUCAGUGCAGAACCUAACCAAUAACCCGUUCUUCGUUAUUGAUGAAAUCAACCAAGGACUUGACUCACAUUAUGAAAGAAAUUUAAUGAAAUUAUUAUUGGCAUCGUCAGAAAAUAACACAGAAUUUUCACAAGGGAAAUCUACACCUCAAUACUUCAUAUUAACACCCCAACUGAUUUCAGGAUAUGACCUAUCCAAGGCAACGCUUCAUUUUCCACUAAAUGGCCCAGGAAUCGAACAAAACAUUGAAUUAUCAAAUUAAUUUUAAAUAAUGUGUAACAUAUUCCA